AUAGAUCAGUCAGCUUCCACCAACAUCAAAUCCACUUCAAGCAGUGUUCCUCCAGUGAAAGAUAUAAUUGACUUAGUAGAAAAACCUCACAAUAGUCGAUGUCUCAAUUCAGCUUGUGAGGGAAUAAACAAUGAUUUUGUAUUAGCCCCAGACUUCUGCCUCUCUUAUUACCGAGUUAAACGUUCAAAAUCUUACAAAGAAGAGAUUUGCAAAGAAUGUUACAGUAAAUCAAUAGAAGAUUUUGAUAAACUUAGUACAGAAUUGAAAGAGGGAAAUCUCAUUUUGGGUGUUACUUAUCCAAUUAUAAAUGAAACAUUGCAAAUUGAGGACAGCGAUGAAGAAGAUGAAAGGAAAGAAGAAGAAGUGGAAUAUAUUGAUAAAGAGAGUUUCAAUUUUAUAAGUGAAAAUAUUGAUGAAAUAAUACAUGAAACUUUGGAAAGUGUCAAUUUUGAAAACCGUUAUGAAUUGGAAGCUGCACAUGUCAGGAUGGAAAGUAAAGAUGUUGAAGAGAACUAUAAUCAUUUAUCAGAAAAAGUUAAGGAAAUCAGAGGCAUUCUAGAUGGAAUACAACUGAAUUUAUACAAUCAGUUUCGUCCAAAUUAUCAGUCAUUUAAAGGAAUGACAAUAAUUGAUGAUCUUUCUUUAGCACCAAAUACUGUCAUCAAAGUUGAUGCAUCUAUGGAGUCUAGCCCAAGAAAGAGUACAAGAUCCCAUAAACCAGUUUCAUAUGUGGAACUCGAUGAUGUUGGUAAUUCAAAUAGUCCCAAAGUAAAUACUCCUAGUGACAAAUCUCCAGAUUUGGAACCGCCCAAGGACCUUCCUCCAAUUUUGCCUAUUGAUAGGCCUCCUCCUCAAGUUGGUGAAACAUAUUACAUUGUUCGUGAAAACUCUCAGAGCUCUUGGAUCAGGGCUCGCUUACAACUUAUCAUACCACCUGGCACUCCUCAUAAUGGAAUAACGUACAGUACAAACUUCUACCGUCUGAUAGAGCUCAAACAACAGAAAGAACGUCUGCUCAGUGGCAAAAGUAUAGCAUACUUAUCAUUCAGCAAGGUUAGGUUACCUGUAGGUACAAGAGUUAUUUCUGUUUUCAAGGAGACAAAUAAUAUGGGAGAAACUAAGAAGCCUAGACAUGAUCCUUACUAUGCGGGUAUAGUGGGAGAACAACCUUUUGAGGGAAAUAAGUUCAGAUAUUUGAUUUUUUUCGAUAUUGGAUAUUCUCAAUAUGUUAGUUACCACUGUGUAAACUUAGUUCUGGAAACCAGCCCAAAUGUUUGGGAAGAUGUGUAUGUUGACUCACGGGCAUUCAUCAAAAAGUAUCUGGAGAGUCAAGACAGACCAAUGGUGAAAUUGGCCAAAGAUCAAACUCUCAGAGUAGAAUAUAAAGGUAAAUGGUGGUUGUGUACUGUCAUGAGUGUUGAUUGUUCUUUAGUACAAGUAUUUUUUGAUAAUCUUAGCAGAACUGAGUGGAUAUACAGGGGCUCCACGAGACUUAGUCCAAUGUUUAAAGAAGAACAAGCUGCUACUAAUAGACACACUGGUGUCAGAACAUCUAGAAAAUUAGGUCAUAAUGAAUCUGCUACAGUUGUUCAGUAUACUCGAAAUAACGAUUUUGUUCCAAGAUCCCAAGAAUCUCCUACAAAUAACGUGAGAGCUGUUGCUCGAAAAAGCACUACAAGGCCUCAAGGUAAUACACCAAUUCCGAACAUUGUGCCAUUCCUCCCUCCAGUCAACAGUACUCCAGUGAAUAUAACUGGUCCUACUAGUAAAAUAAUGUACUUCACACCACGUGAACAAGUUAUUAUAAAGCGCAUAUAUAGACCACACACAUGUUCUCCUAAGUGCAAAGACUAUCUGAUUCACAACUUCAAUCAGCUAAGAGGUCACAAUCCUCUUUCCAAGCCGUUAUUGUGUGGAUGGGGAAGGAUGACGUUGAAAGCUAAAGGUAGAAAAGAGAUCAUUUACAAAGCCCCUUGUGGUAGAUUACUCCGAAAUAUUGCUGAAGUUCACUAUUAUCUCAGGCUUACCAGCAGUGAAAUGACAGUAGAUCUUUUUGACUUCAACCAUAUGGUAAGAUGUCUUGCAGAGUUUAACGUUGAGUGCAAUCCAGAUCCCAAGGAUCUAUCAAGAGGACUUGAACAAGUUGCUAUACCGGUUAUCAAUGGCAUCAAUAAUGAAAUGCUAGAUUUUUGUAACUAUUCUAUUAAGAGAGUUCCUAUGGAAGGUGUCCAUAUGAAUUUAGAAACAGAAUUUUUGUGUGGAUGUGACUGUGAUGAUGAUUGUAUUGAUAAAACAAAGUGUGCAUGCUGGAAACUUACUCUUGAGGGGGCUAAAUACAUCGGAAAAGAUGUGGAUCCUAACUCUGUAGGUUACAUUUAUAGAAGACUUCCUGAUCAAGUGAUAACUGGAAUAUAUGAAUGCAAUUCGAGGUGUAAGUGCAAUUCAACUUGUUUGAAUAGGGUUGUACAAAACCCAAUGAGUCUGAAACUUCAAGUAUUCAAAACACAUAAUAGAGGAUGGGGAAUAAGAUGUCUAAACGAUGUUCCACAGGGCAGCUUCAUUUGUAUUUAUGCGGGGACUUUACACACUGAAGCAAUGGCUAAUGAAGAUGGAAUGGCGUAUGGAGAUGAAUAUUUUGCAGAACUGGACUAUAUAGAAACAGUGGAAAAGUUCAAAGAAGAUUAUGAAGCAGAAGCGAUGGAAGACGAGGAAGAAUCUAGGUAUCGAGGAAAAAGUCCUCAAGAAGAAGAAGAAGAUGAAGACCAGGUAACACCUAUGAAACAAACCAAUGCUAAAUGGAAGAGGUAUAAUUAUUCUGAAGAUAAUGAUUUCACUCCUGCUCAUCCUGUACCUAAUCGUGUGAAAGAGGCUGAUUCGAGUAUAAGGUAUGAACAGUACAUUUAA
Leptinotarsa decemlineata (Colorado potato beetle) is the source of this 2904-nucleotide messenger RNA. Its product is annotated as histone-lysine N-methyltransferase eggless. The record is from RefSeq and is a predicted model, not a curated record. Lineage: Eukaryota; Metazoa; Arthropoda; Insecta; Coleoptera; Chrysomelidae. Gene Ontology annotation, molecular function: histone H3K9 methyltransferase activity; DNA binding; zinc ion binding. Gene Ontology annotation, cellular component: nucleus. Gene Ontology annotation, biological process: heterochromatin organization; negative regulation of gene expression.